AUGGACCAACGAACCCGGCUACAGAAGGCUUGUGACGCCUGCAGUAUCCGCAAAGUAAAGUGCGAUACAACCGGUCCCCCGUGUCGGUCGUGCGCGAGUCUGAACAUCCCCUGUACGUAUGAGAGGCCAACUCGACGUCGCGGACCACCCAAUCGCCAUGCAGAGGCCUUCAAGAAACAAAAGCUGGGGGAUCCGGCUUUCGCUGCUUCGAAUUCGCCGUCCCCCGAUUAUACUUCCCGACCCUCUCCUUCCCUAACGGGGAGCAGCAUUCCGGUCGCCUCCAGCACGCUUUCCCUGGAAUCCAUCGGCGCUUUGCCUACGAUUCGACUUCUCAUCGAUGACUAUUUUACAUAUAUUCACCCGCUGGUUCCCGUGCCUCAUGAGCCUACAUAUCGCGCUGCACUCAACCAAAGGGAAGAUCUCAACAGUCCAACCUUCCUGGCCUUGACGGCCGGCAUGAUCGGAUCGCUGGUAGCGUCCUUCCCACGAAGGCCUAAACUUCAUCUGAAGCCGGAGGAAAGAAAGGCAUACCCGCAUUCUACUGCACUGGUCAAGCGGUGUCUUGACAUUGCCGUUCAAGCGCGAGGAUCCGGAUAUCUAGACCGUCCGCCCACCGUCUAUGACGCGGCCAUUAGCUAUUUCCUCGGCCUCUGCUCAGGCUAUGUUUGGAACGUUCGGGCAUGCAGAAUGUAUUUUGCCGAGUGCAUGACCAUGAUUCACGUUUACCAUCUUUGCAGCCUGCCCAGUACGCGACUUCCAUCUAUGGACCCCACGAGUCCGGCUUCCUCGUCCUCAAUGCUAUCACACGAUACACCAAACGAUACCCCUUCUAGCAUUAUCGAGCUGGAGCUCGGGCGCCGUCUAUUCUACACGACCCUGGUCGGCUAUCGGACCCUGCAGCAAAUGGGCUCUCACGAUGCCGCAAUUCAUGUGCCCCCAGAAACCCCAACGGAACGCUACCCACCACUGCCGAUGGAGAUUGAUGAUGAAUAUAUAUUUUCUGACCACGUGGUUCAGCAACCCGCUCACACGGUCUCCCGCCUUGUAGGCUUCAACGCCAACGUUAGGGUAUACAGUUCAUAUAAUCCGAUAUCGGCCUGGGAAACCGCCUUCGGCGCAGGUCAGAUCUUCGACUGGGAGCGUCAGAGGGUCAUUAUAUACGAGUGCUUGCAGAAGAGCAAACUGGCACUGGCGAAUGUCCCAAAGGAGCUGUCCUUGUGCACAACGGAAGGGGCCAAUCUGGAUCAGGAGGAGGAUGUCAAGAUGGCGCUCGACCACUACGACUCGGAAACUCAGGGGCGUCGUCAUGUCCAAUAUGAAAUUCAAAAGGCUAAUAUAUACGCCAGUCAGCUGGCGACUCGAUCUUACUUGGUCGAGAAAUACUGGAGCCUCUACUCAGCCUGGAAAAUGUACCAUCCACAACCCCAUCUGCCCGCCCCCAUCACUUCUCCAACUGGUAACGAGGGCAGCGACUCGGCAGACCAUAUCAACAAUAUUAUGGUGGAUGAGCGACGACUUGUGAUUCGCGAUCUCUUUGUUCUCCUACAGUCUGUCAAUGAGAUCAAUAUGGAGCCCAACGGCGCAAGUGUCACUUCCAAGAUCCGCCUCAUCGCAUCUACCUUACUCAAUCUAUCAAAUCCUGCCGUUCCAGCUACACCAUCAGUAGCAGGACCUCAGUCUCUUACACGACAAGAAGCUGAAGCAUACUUGUACAGAUUCAUAGAGACUCUCGUACGCCUAGAGGGGUUGGGAACAUCGAAUCAGAAGACUCCCACUAGUCCUCAAACGCAAGGACGGGCGAUGAGCUACCUGAGUGACCAUGACCGAGACGAAGAGGAAUUACGCCAGUGGGCCAGCCUAAAGGCGUAUCAAACUAAAUUUGCCGAAGCGGGUGGCUUAUUAUCCGAGCUCUAG
This is a messenger RNA of Aspergillus calidoustus, 1914 nucleotides long. NCBI's taxonomy places the organism in Eukaryota, Fungi, Ascomycota, Eurotiomycetes, Eurotiales, Aspergillaceae. The record is from the annotation of a GenBank genome assembly.